AUGAGCGACCAUCCAGUCAUGCAGGUCGAGGACAAGAUCGUCCCCGGACCUUCUGUCGCCAGCAACGAGACAGUCGUAGAGGAGACGGCGGUCAUUAGACAAGAUGUGACUGUCAUUACAACAACAGACGAGGCUACAGGCCCCAAUUCAGCCUCGAGCAGCACCGCCAAUCCCACUUCACCAACCACUACUGCCCCACGACCACGACUCAAGAAGGACAACAGCACGCCCAACAUGAACGGGCCACUCUACAUGCAGACUGCCGGGAACAAGACAGUGCUUGUCCGCCGACUUAAGCGCAAGGAGGAGAGCACCUGGAAGCAUCUCUCGCGCUGGUUUGUCGAGAACCAAAUCGGCCUCUCUUUUAACCUCCUCGCUCUCAUCUUUCUCGCCCAGACCUUUAUCCCCAAAGCUCGAGAACACACACAUAAAUUCUUCCAUCUCAGCUACUACAGCUCUCAGUCCGGCCAGUAUCGCAUCGGUUACGAUGAUGCCUAUUUCAUCACCUUCUGCGUUAUUCUCUUCACCGGUCUUCGCGCCGCCACCAUGGAAUACGUUCUUGCACCCAUUGGUCGACUCCAAGGCAUCAGCAACCGCAAGAACCUGACUCGAUUCAGCGAGCAAGCUUGGCUUAUGGUAUACUAUACUGUCUUCUGGCCGUGGGGCGUGUACAUUUAUUGCACUUCCCCUCACUAUAUGAGCAUGGAGAAUCUCUGGACCGACUGGCCCAACCGCGAGCUCGACGGUCUCAUGAAGGCCUAUCUCCUCUGCCAGUGGGCCUUCUGGCUGCAGCAGAUGAUUGUUAUCAACAUUGAGGAGCGCCGUAAAGACCAUUGGCAGAUGUUUACCCAUCACAUUGUCACCACCGCUCUUAUCUUCGCCUGCUACACUUACCACCACACCCGUGUCGGUAACUUCAUCCUAGUUAUCAUGGAUGUUGUUGAUCUGUUCCUCCCCCUCGCCAAGUGCCUCAAGUACUGCGGCUUCAAGAAAGUCUGUGAUGUCAUGUUUGGCCUCUUUGUUGUUUCGUGGUUCAUUGCUCGCCACGUUUUAUACAUUGCGGUCUGCUGGUCCAUCUACUCAGACACUCCCCGGAUCAUGCCCACUGGCUGCUUCAAGGGGAACAAUGAGAAUAUGAUUGGUCCCAUUGACCCUCCAGUCGGCUGGAAAUAUCUGGUCGACCCUUUCAUCAACCCUGAAGGCCUCGUUUGUUAUAAUGAGACCAUCAAGUGGAGUUUCCUUGCUCCCCUCCUCUUCCUCCAAGUCAUUACUAUCGGCUGGUUUACCAUGAUCGUUCGCGUCAUUAUCAAGGUCCUGAAGGGAGGCGAUGCUGAAGAUGUCCGAAGUGACGAUGAGGGUGGCGAAGAAGAGGAGGAAGAGGAGUUUGUGUACGAAGAGGCACAGCCCUUGGAGGAGGAGGUUGGCGUCGAAGAGCUCGACCUCCGAAACUGGGAGCGACGAUCAGGCGUUAAGAAACAAGCUAGCAGCUCAGGAGUGAGCCUCCCUGGCCACAGUGAUCGAAAGGAGUUGUUAGGUCGUAUUGGCUGCGAGAAGCAGGUCGACUAG
This is a messenger RNA of Fusarium musae, 1566 nucleotides long. RefSeq lists its product as uncharacterized. Lineage: Eukaryota; Fungi; Ascomycota; Sordariomycetes; Hypocreales; Nectriaceae. The transcript is spliced from 4 exons. The coding region runs from base 1 to 1566 and encodes 521 amino acids. Gene Ontology annotation, molecular function: sphingosine N-acyltransferase activity. Gene Ontology annotation, cellular component: membrane. Gene Ontology annotation, biological process: ceramide biosynthetic process. The record is from RefSeq and is a predicted model, not a curated record.